This is a messenger RNA of Rhagoletis zephyria (snowberry fruit fly), 1894 nucleotides long. NCBI's taxonomy places the organism in Eukaryota, Metazoa, Arthropoda, Insecta, Diptera, Tephritidae. The record is from RefSeq and is a predicted model, not a curated record.
AUGUGCGUCCCGGAGAAUGCCACCUGUGAUGAGAGCAAGUUCACCUGCGCCAAUAUGAAGUGCAUUCCCCGACUGUGGGUUUGUGACGGUGAUCCUGACUGUCAGGGGGGCGACGCCUCAGAUGAGGCAGAGUCAUUCUGUGCGGUGCACACCUGCGGUCCGAAUGAGUUCCGCUGCGGUAAUGGGCGUUGCAUUUUUAAAACGUGGAAGUGCGAUUUCGAAUCUGAUUGUGAAAAGGGCGAAGAUGAAGAGGACUGCAGCUAUCCAGCCUGCGCUGAAGGCGAGUUCACCUGCGGUAAUCACAAGUGCAUUCCAAAGGUGCAGCUGUGCAAUGGAGUUGAUGACUGUAAAGACGGCAAUGCGACUGAUGAAAAUCACGCAAACUGCCCGAAAAACAGGACCUGCCCGGCUAACCAUUUAAAGUGCACCAAUACAAACAUCUGCGUUGAGCCGUACUGGCUGUGUGAUGGAGACCAAGAUUGCCCGUCGGGUACCGACGAGAGUGCCCUCAUCUGUUCCCAGCGAACGUGCCCACCAAACAGUUUCCGUUGUCCUAAUCAUCGUUGUAUUCCGGCCACCUGGCACUGCGACGGAGACCAAGAUUGCCCCGGGGGAGAAGAUGAACCAGCCGAGUACUGCAAGAGUGAAAAGAGGACCUGUUUUGGCGACCUGUUCACCUGCGACAACGGAAAUUGCAUUCCACGCAUAUACCUCUGCGAUAAUGACAAUGACUGCCUCGACAACAGCGACGAGGAUGAGCGGCACCAGUGUGAUACUCGAAAGUGCGACCCAGAGCGGGAGUUUACCUGUGAGGAGAACAAGGAAUGGGGAAGGGCGCAGUGUAUUCCGCUGCGAUGGAUCUGCGAUGGUGAGCCAGAUUGUGUUUCGGGAAGUGACGAAAACUCUACGCUGCACGGCUGCCCGCCGCCGCCAGAGUGCGAAAAGGACCAGUUUCGCUGCAACAACCGACGGUGCAUCAGCAAAGAGUGGGUGUGCGAUUUCGACAACGAUUGCGGAGAUGGUACUGACGAGCACCGGAACUGCGACUACCGAGCCUGCCACGCCACGGACGAGUUUACCUGUCGCAACGCCAAGUGCGUCAACCUGCGAUAUGUUUGCGACGGGGAAAAUGAUUGCGGCGACAACAGCGACGAGAUGCUGCCCCGGUGCAACACGACCUCGGCCAGCACACACACCGCCAAUGGCGGCUGUCCGGCGGGGCAGUUCCGCUGCAAGAGCGGCACACCGAUGUGCAUCGCCGACGAGUUGGUGUGCAACAAAAAGUUAAACUGUGAUGAUGGAAGUGACGAGCCGGCGCACUGUCACGUCAACGAGUGCGCCACCGUGGAGAUGAACCGGUGCGAGCACAAGUGCGUGGACACGCCGGCCAGCUUCUACUGCGAGUGCAACGCCGGCUACCGCCUGGCCAAGGACGGCAAAGCCUGCGAAGACAUCGACGAGUGCACCGCCGUCCGCUCCACCUGCAGUCAGUACUGCGAGAACACGCCCGGAAGCUACUUCUGCAAGUGCAAUGAGACGUACUACGAACGCGAGCUGGACGGAAAGACCUGCAAGCGGCGGGACAACGUCAAGCCGUGGAUCAUCUUCAGCAAUCGGUAUUACCUGCGGAACGUCAGCAUCGACGGCACGCUGUACAACCUCAUCAAGAUGGACCUGAAAAACGUCGUUGCACUGGACUUUGACUACCGCGAUGAGUACAUCUACUACGCCGAUGUGGGCAACAAGACCAUCAAUCGAAUCUUCAUCAACGGCACUGGCGAGCAGAACCUGAUUCGCCACGAGGCACACGGCCUGGAGGGCAUCGCCGUCGACUGGGUGGCCAGGAAGUUGUACUGGAUGGACCGCACUAGCAAGCACAUUGAGGUGUCCGAAC